This is a messenger RNA of Hydra vulgaris (swiftwater hydra), 283 nucleotides long. RefSeq names its product copper transport protein ATOX1 homolog. Lineage: Eukaryota; Metazoa; Cnidaria; Hydrozoa; Anthoathecata; Hydridae. Gene Ontology annotation, cellular component: cytosol. Gene Ontology annotation, molecular function: copper chaperone activity; metal ion binding. Gene Ontology annotation, biological process: copper ion transport. The record is from RefSeq and is a predicted model, not a curated record.
AUGCAAUUAUAGAAAUAUACAUUUGAAGUUGAGAUGACUUGCAGUGGUUGCUCUGGAGCAAUAACUCGAAUAUUGAGCAAAAAUGAAGGCAUUAGCACGUUCAACGUUGAUCUGGAAAAUAAGAAAGUUACGGUGGAAACUGAUUUAUCCUCAGACGAUGUUUUAGAACUGAUAAAAAAAUCAGGAAAAAAAACUACUUUAAUUGAAAAUUAGUAUUUUAUUAUAAAUUAUAUUUAUCAAACAAUUGUAAUAUUAUGCCAAAUAUAUUUUAUAUGAUAUGCUA